Messenger RNA from Exophiala dermatitidis NIH/UT8656, 744 nucleotides. RefSeq lists its product as uncharacterized. Lineage: Eukaryota; Fungi; Ascomycota; Eurotiomycetes; Chaetothyriales; Herpotrichiellaceae. The transcript has a single exon. Bases 1 to 744 code for a protein of 247 amino acids. The record is from RefSeq and is a predicted model, not a curated record.
AUGGGUUCGCAGCUUGUUUCUCAGAUGAUCCUCGCGAUCUUGCUGUUUUGGUCUGUCGUUGCGACUGGCACCGCGACAUUCACCAACACAUCCACCAACACCACUAAAGAACUGCAGCCUCGCCAAUGCGUGCGAAACCCAGUGAGCGGAACCUACGACUGCGAUUUCCUCCUCCCCACACUCGAUCAGCUCGUCGCCCGCUUCCGUGACAUCAACGACGGCGGAAGAGCCACACCACAAAACAGAGUCUGGUUUUACACCAACCUCGACAUCCUGACCAGCGGGGUGGAUCCAGACGUUAUCUUGGGGUGGUGCCGGGGAUGGAUGAUCGCACAAGGCAUUCCGUCUUACUAUGUCGGGGACGGGAUGAAUCGUCAAUGGCAGAUGGAACAGGAACGCUUCAUCGAAGACCAUCCUAUCGAAUUUGCCCUCAACAACCAGCCCUGGGACAGGAGCCGAUCGGCCGUGGACAAUUUCAACAACUGCUACUUUCAGGCGGCGGCGGCUGCAGCGCUGGCAUCGGAUGCAUACCUGUUCACCAAGUCGGGUGGGAAGUGGUCGCUCGGAAGCAUAUGGUCCUUGAUUGAGAUGCCGGCGCUGACACGCAACCCUAACAUCAAGAGGAUAUGGCGUGUGGACCCAAGACCGUUCUCUCCAAAUUGCGGCCAGAGGGAAUUGCUGUGGGAUGCAACCCACGGGGACAAGCCGGUGCCUUGGCCUUGGACUUGGACUUGCCGCGUGUGA